GCCAGCUGCAGGCGGGUCACAUGACCAGUAACUCGGACCCCCCGGGCUUCUGUCUCCGCGGCGGGUCGGGCCAGCGAUGGCGAACGUGGCCAAGAAAGUGUCGUGGUCCGGCCGGGAAAGAGAGCCGGAGGGCCAAGACGAGACCACGCCGCUGCUCAACGGCACGGGAGGAGCCGCCACGCCCCGACAGCAUGUCUGUUUCUUGUCCCGUCAGCUGACCCCAUCCUCCUCUUCCUCGCGCCUUGUACGCCUGAGCAAUGUGGAUCUUGACGAUGUCUGUGAACCGGAAACGGACGAUUCUUGGCCCCAUCCCAACGAGAUCCCUCACAAUGAGAAAUUCCUCUCUCUCAAAUAUGAGAGCUUGGACUAUGACAACUGUGAGAAUCAGCUCUUCCUGGAAGAAGAAAGGCGGAUCAACCACACGGCAUUUCAGACAGUGGAGAUCCGGCGCUGGUUCAUCUGUGCCAUGAUUGGGAUCCUGACCGGCCUGGUUGCCUGCUUCAUCGACAUUGUGGUGGAAUACCUGGCUGGGGUGAAGUACAGAGUGGUGAAGGAGUAUAUUGACAAAUUCACGGAGAACGGCAGCUUGUCCUUCUCCCUGCUGCUCUGGGCCUUCCUGAACGCCGCGUUUGUGUUGAUUGGUUCUGGGAUUGUGGCGUACAUCGAGCCUGUGGCAGCUGGCAGCGGGAUCCCUCAGAUCAAGUGUUACCUCAAUGGAGUCAAGGUCCCCCACGUGGUCCGGCUGAAGACACUGGUAAUUAAAGUCUGCGGCGUGAUUUUCUCUGUGGUCGGAGGCCUGGCAGUCGGAAAGGAAGGGCCGAUGAUCCACUCGGGGGCCGUCAUUGCAGCCGGCGUGUCCCAAGGGAGAUCGACCUCUUUAAAGAGAGACUUCAAGAUCUUUGAGUACUUCCGGAGAGACACGGAGAAGAGGGAUUUCGUCUCUGCUGGGGCUGCUGCCGGGGUCUCGGCUGCCUUCGGGGCCCCUGUUGGUGGGGUUCUCUUCAGCUUGGAGGAAGGUGCUUCCUUCUGGAACCAGUUCCUGACGUGGAGAAUUUUCUUUGCCUCCAUGAUCUCCACCUUCACCCUGAACUUCUUCCUGGGCCUUUACCACGGCAACCCUCUGGACCUCUCCAGCCCUGGGCUCAUCAACUUCGGGAGGUUUGACUCGGAGAAAGUGGGUUACACAAUCCUCGAAAUCCCCAUCUUUAUAUUCAUGGGUGUGAUAGGUGGGAUCCUUGGAGCCAUAUUCAACGCCCUGAACUGCUGGCUGACAAUGUUCCGGAUCAGGUAUAUCCAUCGCCCGGGCCUGCAGGUGAUCGAGGCCAUUCUGGUGGGGGCCGUGACAGCGGCUGUCGGCUUCGUGAUGAUCUACCUCUCCACAGACUGCAAACCUAUACAGGGCAACAGUGCAACGUAUCCGCUCCAGCUGUUCUGUAAGGAUGGCGAAUACAACUCUAUGGCUGCAGCCCUCUUCAAUACCCCCGAGAAAAGUGUGGUCAGCCUUUUCCAUGACCCUGCAGGCUCCUUUGACCCCAUGACCUUGGGCGUGUUCACCCUGGUCUAUUUCUUCCUGGCCUGCUGGACCUAUGGGCUGACGGUGUCGGCGGGCGUCUUCAUCCCUUCCCUGCUGAUUGGGGCCGCCUGGGGCCGCCUCUUUGGAAUCUUGCUCUCCCACGUGACCAAUGGCGACAUCUGGAUCUGGGCUGACCCGGGGAAAUACGCUCUGAUGGGAGCUGCUGCACAGCUAGGGGGCAUCGUGAGGAUGACGCUGAGCUUGACGGUUAUCAUGAUGGAAGCAACAGGCAACGUGACUUACGGCUUCCCGAUCAUGCUGGUGCUGAUGACAGCAAAGAUUGUGGGGGAUUAUUUUGUGGAGGGCCUGUACGACAUGCACAUCCAGCUGCAGAGCGUCCCCUUCCUCCACUGGGAGGCCCCUGUCACCUCUCACUCGCUCACGGCCAGAGAAGUGAUGAGCACCCCAGUCACCUGCCUGAAAAGUAUUGAGAAAGUGGGGACCAUCGUGGACAUCCUGAGCGACACCUCUACCAACCACAAUGGGUUCCCCGUGGUGGAGAGCAUCCCAGGCGACCAUCAGAUGCUGGGCCUGCGAGGACUGAUCCUGCGUUCCCAGUUGAUCGUUCUGCUGAAGCACAAGGUGUUCGUGGAGCGGGCCAACCUCUCCCUGGUGCAGCGUCGGCUGAAACUGAAGGACUUCCGGGACGCCUACCCCCGCUUCCCCCCCAUCCAGUCGAUCCACGUCUCUCAGGACGAGCGCGAGUGCAUGAUGGAUCUGACGGAAUUCAUGAACCCCUCCCCGUACACCGUGCCGCAGGAGGCCUCCUUGCCCAGGGUGUUCAAGCUGUUCCGGGCUCUGGGCUUGCGCCAUCUGGUGGUGGUGGACAAUCAGAACCAGGUGGUCGGACUGGUCACCAGGAAGGAUUUGGCCCGGUACCGGCUAGGGAAGGAAGGCUUGGAGGAGCUGUCCUUGGCGCAGACAUGACUUCACCCUGGAGCCCGGCAGUGGCCUCGAAUCUCUCCAGCUGCUCAGCACCAUUGCCCUUGGGACACUGUGGAGGGGAAGCUGACCCCGGCCUGCGUUGUCUCGGGCAUCCUGCAGUCCCUCAUCCUCCUCAAAAUGGCCGCCUCGGUGUCCUCCUUCACAGCUGCCUGCCUCUUCACCUCCUGUUCUGCAGCAGGCUCCGCUCUGAGGCUGCCGAGGGCUUUGGGAGAGGCACUCCCCACAGAGAUGAGUGUUGGCAGCCCCUCCUCUCAAGCAUGCCUGGGGCCGUGGAGGGCUGCUUCUCCUUGGUGCUGAGCAGCCGUCCCUCUGGCCCAGCGCUCACCAACCGUGCCUUUCAGCCUUGGCGUUAUCUGGCCCCGUGUCUCAGAGGCUGGUAGCUCCCUUCCCUGUGCACUCGAUUCUUACCUGCACGUAAAGGAGGUCUGGAGCCCCACUUCACCACUGCCACCCCUGGACCUGCCUUUCGCCUCUGUACCCACGCUCACCUGCAGGGUAGGAUUGGACAGCGCCCGGGUGGUGUUGGUGGCCUGCACCGGCUGCAAUGCAAAGGGCCCUUCACCAAGUCAGCAAAACAGUUGUUGUUUUUCCAGGCCUGGCAAUAUCCAGCCUCCACUGGAUAAUACGGCGGGGGGGCUUCCCCCCCAACUUCCUUGCACCCUCCUGCCUUUCCUGGCAGCUCACUGAAUGGAGCUUUGGGGAGCUGUUCAGGAGUUAGUCCCUCUGGAUUUCCACCAGAACUGCCUGGGUGGAUGGUCUGCAUCAACCCCUUCAAGACAGACCUUGUUCUCCCUGGUCCCUUUCCUUGCCUGCCUGCCUGCCUGCCUUCCCUCGUCUGCUGCUCCCGGGUGAAAGUUCUCGCGUCACGUUGGAAGAAUCCAUAGAAGGUUCUCUUCCAUACCCCUGCAAAGGGGUAGUGUCUGUGUGUGUGUGUGCUCUGCAGUCUGGCUUUUCGGUUUGAGUUUUGUGGACCAGUUGUAAGACAGCCCCUUUCCUUUUGGAAGGGUGGCGUCUACCUCUCACUCCUCCUCCCUGCCUGGUGCGGCUUCUGCCGGUAGCUGCUUGCUGGAACGAGCUUGAGGACUAGCAACUUGCCAGAACAGAAAAGCCUCUCUACAUGGAAGGAGCAAACUGCAGGCAGGUUGAAGCAAGGAAGCAGGGUGCAGCUGGGCCUCCCUGGCCUUAGAGUUCAGGCAUGAGCGUAGUCGGGCAACCAGUGGGCUUGCUUUCCCAGGUGGCGGGAAACCCUCAGUCUCAGUUUACACUCCCUGCCCUCGGCGGUCAACCACUUGGCCGCCUUUGCUGUUUUCGAUGAGCAGAGAAGCUGCUCUUGUGCUGGAAUAAAAACCUAUUUAUACUUUUUUUCUUC
Hemicordylus capensis (graceful crag lizard) is the source of this 3887-nucleotide messenger RNA. RefSeq names its product chloride voltage-gated channel 7 (gene CLCN7). Gene Ontology annotation, molecular function: voltage-gated chloride channel activity. Gene Ontology annotation, cellular component: lysosomal membrane; intracellular membrane-bounded organelle. Bases 77 to 2500 code for a protein of 807 amino acids. Lineage: Eukaryota; Metazoa; Chordata; Lepidosauria; Squamata; Cordylidae. Gene Ontology annotation, biological process: chloride transport; transmembrane transport. The transcript has 25 exons. The record is from RefSeq and is a predicted model, not a curated record.